Adelges cooleyi (spruce gall adelgid) is the source of this 1252-nucleotide messenger RNA. RefSeq lists its product as uncharacterized. The coding region runs from base 34 to 1197 and encodes 387 amino acids. The record is from RefSeq and is a predicted model, not a curated record. Lineage: Eukaryota; Metazoa; Arthropoda; Insecta; Hemiptera; Adelgidae. The transcript has 3 exons.
GCAAGUACCUAACGUCACUAAACUAUCAACAAUAUGUACAGUCAUUUCAGUGUCAUUCUGUUAUGUCUUUCCGGAGUUUAUUGCAUAUCGUCUAGGAUUGACAAUUUAGAAUGGGAAGAACUAAAAAUAAUGUUGAACCGCCAAACUCUCAUUGAGGAAUGGGACAUAACUAUGGACCAAUAUAUACUUAAAGAAAAUGAUGACGGCUCAAAAACCCCUUUUCACGUUGGGACCGCUGUGGAAGAAUUUGCGCAAAAGGUGGAAGCUGACCAAAGUGCUCUGGAAAAAUUCGGAUCUAUCCGCGACACAAUCAAAACAGCAUAUCAAUGCACGUUAGCAAAGUACACAAGUCUUGCCAAUUUCUUGAUAGUACAGGACAUAUUUAACGUCAGAAGACAGACAAACGAUGCUAUAUAUUAUGUAUCACAUAAUCAGAUGAACCUCCAGUUAUCAGGAGCGCUUACAGAUAACUUAUUUAGAGCCAAAUUUCAUCAGUUCAGCGAGGGGUGCUAUCACUUGGACUUUGACGUUAAUGUUGAAGCAGAUCGAUUUAACAUACUCACUACACAUGCUUAUGGCACAAAGAAAAAGAAGGAAAUUCACAAUAUAUUUUUCGACUUGAUCAGAAAAGAGCUUGGUGUGAAUAUCAGACACAAAACCUAUCCGGAUGUAAUGAAAGCGAAACUUGCAAACAAAUAUAACAAAGACCGUGUCGAAACUCUCAACAAAUUAAUUUGUGUUCUCAACGAGUCGAUUAUGUUGCUCGACAAUUUCAUCGUAGACAAGUGCGUAGAACACGAGGGCAAUUUUGUAAAAAAUUUCGAAUCUCUCCAACAUGGCGUCACGGGAGAUUUAAUGUGGCUUUUAGAGUAUUACGAUAAACGGAAGGACAAAAGCGCUGUUGAAUUGUACAGUGAUUUUACAAACUCGGUUCUGCCAGGAACUCAACCAAUAAGGGCUUCGGGCUGCUUCGUAGAGAAUAUAGAAAUCAAAGUUGCUGGUUUAGAAUGGAAUUUGCCAAACAAUGACAUCCCGACAAUUUAUGGCCCAACCGCAUACCGACAAACCGAAACUAAUUACAAAAUUAUACCAACCACCAAUCCGUCGCCAGGCGGGACCAAUGUAGCUAUGGUAUUGUUUCGCGAUCCAAACACUUCGUUUGAAAAUAUGUAUCGACCCAGCAGUUCUAGAGGCUGAGUCGAUAACGACAUUAAUAAUAUAAUCAUAGACUAUUGUCCAGUGAUGUAAAGAG